Messenger RNA from Pangasianodon hypophthalmus (striped catfish), 1182 nucleotides. It is a transcript of the gene trappc4, whose product is annotated as trafficking protein particle complex subunit 4. Lineage: Eukaryota; Metazoa; Chordata; Actinopteri; Siluriformes; Pangasiidae. The transcript is spliced from 5 exons. Gene Ontology annotation, cellular component: TRAPP complex. The record is from RefSeq and is a predicted model, not a curated record. The coding region runs from base 3 to 698 and encodes 231 amino acids. Gene Ontology annotation, biological process: endoplasmic reticulum to Golgi vesicle-mediated transport.
AUAUGUUUCCGCAUCAGCUGGUCAUUCUGAAUCGCAAGAUGGCGAUAUUCAGUGUUUAUGUUGUCAACAAGGCCGGUGGACUUAUUUAUCAAUAUGACAAUUACGUCCCUCGAACAGAAGUAGAGAAAACGUUUAGCUUUCCUCUCGAUAUAGUACUCAAGAUUCAUGACGAGAAGGUGGUGGUUUCAUUCGGGCAGAGGGACGGAAUCCGAGUUGGUCAUGCUGUGCUUUCUAUUAAUGGAGUGGACGUGAAUGGCAAAUACACAGCAGAAGGAAAGGAAAUACUGGAAUAUCUGAAGGAUUCAUCAAACUAUCCUGUGUCUAUCCGGUUUGGCCGAGCACGACUGACUUCCAAUGAGAAACUCAUGCUGGCUUCAAUGUUUCACUCGCUAUUUGCCAUUGGUUCCCAGCUGUCUCCUGAGGUCGGCAGCUCAGGUAUCGAAAUGCUGGAGACAGAUGUGUUUAAACUACACUGCUUCCAAACACUCACAGGGAUCAAGUUCAUCGUACUAGCAGAUCCUCGCCAGUCUGGAGUUGACGCGCUCCUGAGAAAGAUCUAUGAAAUCUAUUCAGACUUUGCCUUAAAGAAUCCUUUCUACUCUCUGGAGAUGCCCAUCAGAUGUGAACUCUUUGAUCAAAAUCUAAAGAGUGCUCUGGAAGUAGCAGAGAAGGCUGGUACAUUUGGGACAGGUUCCUGAGCAGGACUGAUGUAAUACUGUCUAGAUUCAGCAACCAACUGUAUAUAAUAUGGAUUGUUUCCUGAUGUGUGGAUUACCCAAACCAUCUUUCAAAAAUGUGGACUCAUCAGCAUGGAACCCAGAAUGGUGGAUAAACCAGAGCUGUAUUAAUAGUUUAAGUCAAUGGGAGCAGUGAGAGCAAAUGGACUUUAUGAAAUGUCGGAAUGCAAGAAAACAAAAUACUUAUUUAUUGAUAAACACAGCCUUGUGUUUCUAGCCCCAUAAUGUACAAUAUGUCCUAACCCUUUCUGUUCUAAGUUAACCAUGACUGCAUAAAUAAGGUUUCCACUGAAAGAUUAGAAAUCAAACUUCAAAAUCUGAUGUUUGUAACAUCUUUAUUUAAUAUGUGUGAAAAAGUGUUUUCACUGUAUUAUUGAAAAACAUUUUAUUUCCAUAACACCACAUAUAAAGUUAGAGUAACAAUAAAGAGGUAGAACCAUGUUGA